AUGAUCAAGAACAAAUUCUAUCAGUACGGGAAUCAAAAUGGGCGUGUCCCAGCUCACCUGAACUUUGGGAAAGAAGUCUAUGACAAUAUGGUUGCCAAUAAAGACAUUGUCGCAUUGGUGAACGCAGACACAUCUGAACAAAGAACAUAUGGGGAGGUGGCUCAAUUAACACCUAAUAUUGCCCUCUCGCUCAUUCGUUUAGGAAUUAGAAAGGGAGAUAUAGUCUGCAUUUGUAGUGAGAAGAACUUGGAGUUUUUGCCUACCGUUUUGGGUAUUAUGUGUUCGGGCGCCAUCUUCACUCCUACUGACCCUACUUAUGGCAGUCAUCCCCUAGCGCAUCGAGUAAAGAUAGUGCGUCCAAAAGUCGUAUUCUGUUCCCUCACCGCCUACAAAGAGCACAAACCAGUCUUUGAAGAAGUUGGAUCCGUGAAGCACUACAUUCUGUACGGAGAUCAGGGUCAAGAUGGGGCGAUACUCCUCAAGGACUUUCUGACAGAGUCAGUGGCUUUGGAGGACUUUGAACCAGUCUCUGUGAACGGAUAUGACGAUACCGCUUUCAUCGUCUUCUCUUCUGGAACUACUGGUCUACCGAAAGGGGUUCCUGUCACUCAUUUAGGGUUUCUGCUGAACGCGCAGAAUAUGACUCGAGAUUACAAAGGAAUGGUGAUCUAUACAUCCCGAGAGUUCUACUACACAUACGGACUGAUGUAUGCCCUCGCCUGUUUGAGAUCUAAUUCUACCCUCGUUUACAACCUCAACGGAGGAGAACUCCAGAUGUUGGAAGCUAUGCAAAAGUAUAAGCCCAAGGUCCUCCAGUUGGCUCCAAUGAUCAUCACAGAACUCAUUAAGUCAGCAAUCCUGGACAACUACGAUCACAGUUCAGUGAACUACAUUGUAUCUUCAAGCACUUAUAUUCGAGAAGAUGCAGUUUUGGCCAUCAAGACUCGAAUACCAAGUCUGGUGUCAGUUCUCCAGCUGUACGGCAUGUCUGAAGGUGGAAGCAUCUGCAACGAGCUGGCGUGCACUAAUGGGUACAAGGCAGGCAGCUCAGGAUUACCUGGACUAGGUUUUAUCAUGAAGGUGGUAGACUUGGAGACGAGGCAACCUCUGGGUCCAAACCUUCGAGGAGAGAUUUGUAUUAAAGGUCCUAGUGUAAUGAAGGCAUACCUGGGGAAUGUUCAGCCGGACUGCAAGGAUGAGGAAGGGUUUCUGAAGACUGGAGACAUUGGCUACUAUGACGAGGACGGAUACUUCUUCGUUGUCAACAGAAUCAAGGAGCUGAUAAAGUUUAAUGAUAUUUCUGUGGCACCAGCAGAAUUCGAAGACAUACUACUCCAGCAUCCUGCUGUUCGUGAAGUGGGUGUCGUGGGCAAACCUCACCCCGUGCAUGGAGAGGUUCCAGUAGCCUUCAUAGUCCUGCAGUCAGGAGCUACAGCUUCUGAACAAGAACUGGUGGAACAUAUUAACAGUCGGGUUACCUACAGAAUGCGUUUAGCUGGUGGAGUCCGCUUCAUUAACCGUCUUCCCCGAGGAGCUGGGGACAAGCUGGACAGGAUAAACCUGAUGAAAAGACUAGUAGACGAAGACGCCAACUGA
This is a messenger RNA of Spodoptera littoralis (African cotton leafworm), 1596 nucleotides long. Lineage: Eukaryota; Metazoa; Arthropoda; Insecta; Lepidoptera; Noctuidae. The record is from the annotation of a GenBank genome assembly.